Messenger RNA from Dimorphilus gyrociliatus, 1979 nucleotides. Lineage: Eukaryota; Metazoa; Annelida; Polychaeta; Dinophilidae. The record is from the annotation of a GenBank genome assembly.
AUUUGCAUACGUAAUUCUCUCAUACCGGAGAAGCAAGUAUGUGAGAGGAAGGAAUUAUCGAAUAGAAGGCCGUUUUCCCGGCGAUUUUAAUCCGUCCAAAAUCAAAUUUCUGUGAUAUGGAUAGUUCAGAAGUUGAAUCAACGGGUGGUCCCGUUGCAGAUGAUAGAGGAAGUUUAACAAUUCGAGCCAUAUUUUUAUCAGUAUUUUUAAUAGUUGGAUUCGUAAGCAAUUGCUUAUUAGUGGCUAUAAUAGCUCAAUCGAAAAGACUCAGGAGUUCGGAGAUUAAUCGCUUCCUAUUGAGCAUUGCUGCAGCAAAUAUUAUAAACUGUGGUUGUAUUAUGCCGAUAAUGUUAAGUUAUACUGUAAGGGAUACUUGGGAUCUAGGAGAUUUUGCUUGUCGUCUAAAUGCAGCUCUUAUUCAAAUUACCACCUCAACAGUUUUAUUCAGCCUUUUCCUCUUGGUAUUAGAACGAACUGUAACCGUUUUAAAAGCUCCUCCAGACGGGACAAAAAGCCAUAGAGCCAUCAUUUUUAUUGCCAUUAUAUGGCUUUUUCCUACUGUUUUUGCCAUACCCUUGUUCAUUUCUCAGGUUACGGAUGUUGAAGCAAACUCCAAAAGAUCAUUAUGUCAUGUGACCAAGAGCCCCUCCAUUUAUAAUGGUUUUUUGUUGGGUAUAUGCUACGGUCUACCAUUUUUGGUGACCCUUGUCCUCCUCUGUAUCAUCCUUAAGGAGGCUGUCAAUAAAAUGUUACCUGAACCGGCUCAACCGGAGUCAUUCUCUCAAUUAGAAUCUCAGACGAGGAUUGAUCCUAACGACGAUCGUCUUAGAAAGGACUUGAAUACUGCAAAAUUCGUUGCUUUUCUCUUCCUCGUUUGGUGCAUAUUAGAGGGACCCUAUAUAGUUAUGGAUUUUAUAGAGAUUUUCGGUGGUCCUAAACUAGUAUCCGGUUGUCAAAUAGCUUUUACGUGGAUGAAGUUUAGUUAUACUAUGGUUGUACCUCUUUUAACGCUCUCCUGGAGGAAGGAAGUAUGGCAGAAACUAAAGAAUAAAGUUCUCUGCCGGAAAUCAAACCUAAUUAAUGAUUCUAGCCCCAGAACAUCCCCCCGCCAUAAUGGGGACGCUCAAGCGGGAAAUUCUAAUGGGGCGUCAGCUUCAAGUAUUCACGUUCCGGUUCUUUACGCAACGGGUGACGGAAUGUUCGUCAAGAGUCGUGAAACUGAUGAUGAAGAGAUAACAAAAAAGAAAUGCGACGUUCAAGAUGACACCAGCGAUUACGAUUCGCAGGGAGAGGAAGAAAAUAAAGAGAAUGAGCAACGAAUGAAACAAGCUCCCCAAACAGAAGUGCAAAGGAGUAGGCCAAACUCAUUAAUACAAGAUUCCGGGGUUGAAUCUUGCAACGGUACUGGUGAAAAGAGGCGUAAAAAGAGGAAUAAUUCCCAAGAGAUAAAUAAGCUGGAUGAAAGGGAAGAGGACGAAGUUGAGAGGAAAGAGGUGGAGGCAGAGGAAGAGGAGAAGAAUCGGAAUGACGAAGUUGUAGAGGGAGAUAGGGUGGCAGAAGAUUCGGGUAGAGGUUCUAUUGAAAUUCAUAAACCAAAAAAGAAGAAGAAACGCCGGAAGGAGACUAUAGACGUAGACCUACCCGAAGAUACAAAAAAGAAGAAAAAAAAGAAGAAGAAGAAACGAAAGGACGAAGAAUCUUUGGAAAUGUCUGAAGUUACAGUCCCACCAAUGAGAUUACCUGCAUUGGAUCAUAAACCGUCUAAUCCAGAAAUAUCAUCUUCCGCACCAUUUACUCAACCAACGAAAUUACCUGCUGUUUCUCACAAAAAGGAACCCAAAUCACCGUCAGGAAGUCAGACACAUUUAUUGCAAAGCUCUGGAACGUCUAACGAUCUGAGCGGAUUAUAUGCUCCUAAUGAUAUGAAAUUAACAAAGAAACGAACUAUUGUAGAUCCCAAUCAAGAUACAACUAUAUAA